AUGGAUGUAGAGGAGUUGACUGAAUCCAUCAUCAGAGGGCUCAUGUUUCUGGCAGGGAUCCUUGGAAACAACUGGCUGGCUAUACGCUCCCUGCCCGGGAAGAAAUCUGGCAUCCGCACCAAUGAAGUCCUUUUCAUCAACCUGGCCGUCUCCAACCUCAUCACCAACUACCUGGUGGACCUGCCCGACACCAUGGCAGAUUUCACCGGACAUUGGUUCCUGGGGGAAACCUACUGCGGUGUGUUUCGUUUUUGUGCCGACCUCUCUGAAACCAGCAGCAUCUACACAACGUUCUUCAUCAGCACUUUCUGGUACCAGAAGCUCGUUGGCUCCCUGAAGCGUGGAGGUGCGCCAGUGCAGCUGGACAGUUUGUGCUUGGUGGGCUGUCUGCUGGCUGGGAGCUGGACGGUGGCUUUGGUCUUCAGCAUCCCACAUUUCUUCUUCAUAAAAGUGGAGACUGGAAAUGACAGCCAUGCAGACUGCAUUGAUGUCUUCCCUAAUGCAAUAGCCAUGCAAAUUUAUGACGUCUUUUAUUUAAUCCUGGCUAAUGCUCUUCCUAUUGCUGGGAUUGUAUUUGCCAGUGUCCAGAUUGUCAUCACGCUGCUCCAAAACCAGCGUCGCAUAAAAGGUCAUAACUCUGAUGCUACCAAGGAGAUGGUUAAAGACGAAAUCGAGAGUGAUGAAAGUAGAAAUAAUGGUACAUCCGUCACCUUUGCUUCCGGUCCAAGCACCUCAAAAGAUCCCAAUGAUUCUGCAUCCCUCACUCACAUUUAUACAGGUCAAAGCGCUCCCCCAAACACAGAAACAAACAAACACAGCAGAGCUGGAGCUCCACCAAGUCUUUCAAGGCCCAGCCAGAUGCCAGCCAAGCCCAGUCCGAGCUCGAGCACUCAGGUGAGGGCGGCCAAGAGUGUUGUGGCUGUAGCCAGUGUGUUCCUGGUCUGCUGGCUGACUCAUCUGCUCCUGCGUAUCACCAACAGCAUCCACACCUCGUCGAUGUUGGUGGAGGUGGCCAGCUAUAUUGCAGCCUCCUACACCUGCAUCAUCCCCUACAUAUUCCUGCACGGAGUGAAAAAGCUUUCUUGCACGUGCAAAGGGUAG
Plectropomus leopardus (leopard coralgrouper) is the source of this 1101-nucleotide messenger RNA. It is a transcript of the gene ora5, whose product is annotated as olfactory receptor class A related 5. Gene Ontology annotation, molecular function: G protein-coupled receptor activity; peptide binding. Gene Ontology annotation, biological process: G protein-coupled receptor signaling pathway; cellular response to hormone stimulus. The record is from RefSeq and is a predicted model, not a curated record. Lineage: Eukaryota; Metazoa; Chordata; Actinopteri; Perciformes; Serranidae. Gene Ontology annotation, cellular component: plasma membrane.